Ramularia collo-cygni is the source of this 258-nucleotide messenger RNA. RefSeq lists its product as uncharacterized. Lineage: Eukaryota; Fungi; Ascomycota; Dothideomycetes; Mycosphaerellales; Mycosphaerellaceae. The coding region runs from base 1 to 258 and encodes 85 amino acids. The transcript has a single exon. The record is from RefSeq and is a predicted model, not a curated record.
AUGCUACCAAAAGACCUAGACAUGUUGUCAUGCGCUGCCUCGGCUCGGAUAUCAGUUGUACAGAAGACAUCCCGCAUACAGGAAGCUCUAAUAAGAUUUCGAGGUGAUUGCAAGGGAAGUAGGCCAAUUGGGAGUACACUCGACAUAGUUACGAUUGAUUCGACACGAUUGUUGGGACAUGGACUAGGCCAAAGAAAUGGCUUUCGGAGCUGCCGGUAUGCAGGUUAUAGUCUUCAACAAUCAGCUCAGCUGGAGUAA